CUCUCGCUCGACCCAGACAGACCCUGUAUCACUGCUAGACCACGCCAUGAUCAUCCCAAUCAACAUCUCGGCUCCAAGCUCUUCCUCAUCUUCCUCGCAGAUAUUCCCACCACAGCUGGCCCAGUUCGGCAGCGAUGAGCUGGUGCUGAUAGAGCUGCAAGGCUCGUUGGAGGUGAAGGGGGACAGGGAAGGCCAGGUGGUUGGAAAGCUUCGGAUAGACGAUGCGACACAGAAGCCGACGCUGCUAAUAGGCUAUCACUUGCUAGAAGGCCGACUCGUCAAUCUCCCUAAGCCUCUCGCGGUCUUGCAUCGCAGGUCGUUACCGUCGGACGCACAUGACGACAUCCCAAUGGACGAUGUGGAUGCAUCAAAACGAAGAAGCUCUGAAAAAGGAUGGGACGUGGUCGCCAUCGUGAAGCGGAAGAUGGUGUUUUCCAAACGACCGAUGCCUAUGGUCUCCAAGCCUGCUACACCAGCAUCGGAAUCACAAUCUGGGAAGAAGGGAACAUGAGAUGUAUAUAUUACUGUCGGACAGCGAUUCGUCUUUCGUGUCUAUAUGCUGUACCGACCUGCUGUAUCCAACUGCUCCGCAUCGAUAUCCAAUCGUCUAAUACACAAUUUUAUCAUUUAUAGAAUACUCACGUAAUGAACAUG
Molecule: messenger RNA, 654 nt
Organism: Laetiporus sulphureus 93-53
Lineage: Eukaryota; Fungi; Basidiomycota; Agaricomycetes; Polyporales; Laetiporaceae
Exons: 2
Coding region: 47-511 (154 amino acids)
Biological process (GO): mitotic sister chromatid cohesion
Cellular component (GO): Ctf18 RFC-like complex
Source: RefSeq, a predicted model, not a curated record